UGUGGGCCGAGGCGGCCGGGCCUGCGGGCGGCGCCGAGCCGCUGUUUCCGGGCUCCCGGCGGAGCCGCAGCGUGUGGGACGCCGUGCGCCUGGAGGUGGGCGGCCCCGACAGCUGCCCGGUGGUGCUGCACAGUUUCACGCAGCUCGACCCCGACCUGCCGCGCCUGGAGAGCUCCACACAGGAGAUUGGCGAGGAGCUGGUCAACGGCGUCAUCUACUCCAUCUCCCUGCGCAAGGUUCAGGUGCACCACGGCGCCAACAAGGGCCAGCGCUGGCUCGGGUAUGAAAAUGACUCGGCCCUGAACCUGUAUGAGACCUGCAAGGUGCGGACCGUGAAGGCAGGCACGCUGGAGAAGCUGGUGGAGCACCUGGUGCCCGCCUUCCAGGGCAGCGACCUCUCCUAUGUCACCAUCUUCCUGUGCACCUACCGAGCCUUCACCACGACCCAGCGGGUCCUGGACCUGCUGUUCCAAAGCAGGUACGGUAGAUGUGACGCCCUCACGGCCUCCUCUAGAUACGGGUGCAUCCUCCCUUAUUCCAGCGAGGACGGCGGACCUCAGGACCAACUGAAAAAUGCCGUCUCCUCCAUCCUGGGCACCUGGCUGGACCAGUACUCCGAGGACUUCUGUCAGCCCCCGGACUUCCCAUGCCUCAAGCAGCUGGUGGCCUACGUGCAGCUCAACAUGCCCGGCUCCGACCUGGAGCGCCGCGCCCACCUUCUCCUGGCCCAGCUGGAGCGCACAGAGCUCACCAAGGCAGAGCCGGAGGCUCUGGCUCCAGCUCUGAAGCCGACUGCAGCCCUCGAGCCAGUGCCGGCUCCAGCUCUAGCGCCCAGGCCGGUGCCAGGUCCAGACCUCGAGCCAGCUCUGGCACCAGCACCAGCUCCAGCCCCAGAGCCUUCCUGGCCUUUGCCCGUGGCUGCAGAGAACGGGCUGGGUGAGGAGAAGCCUCACCUCCUGGCGUUCCCGCCCGACCUGGUGGCAGAGCAGUUCACGCUGAUGGACGCGGAGCUGUUCAAGAAGGUGGUGCCCUACCACUGCCUGGGCUCCAUCUGGUCCCAGCGGGACAAGAGGGGCAAGGAACACCUGGCUCCCACCGUCCGUGCCACCGUCGCCCAGUUCAACAGUGUGGCCAACUGCGUCAUCACCACCUGCCUCGGGGACCGAAGCGUGACGGCCCGCGCCAGGGCCCGGGUGUUGGAGCACUGGAUCGAGGUGGCCCGGGAGUGCCGGGUCCUCAAGAACUUUUCGUCCCUCUACGCCAUCCUCUCUGCUCUGCAGAGCAACUCCAUCCACCGGCUGAAGAAGACGUGGGAAGAAGUUUCCAGGGACAGCCUCCGCAUCUUUCAGAAGCUGUCAGAGAUUUUCUCAGAUGAGAACAACUACUCCCUAAGCAGAGAGCUGCUCAUCAAGGAGGGGACCUCCAAGUUUGCCACCCUGGAGAUGAACCCCAAGAGAGCCCAGAGGCGGCCGAAGGAGGUGUUGUCACAGGGUGUCAUCCAGGGCACCGUCCCCUACCUGGGCACAUUCCUCACAGACCUGGUGAUGCUGGACACUGCAAUGAAGGACUAUCUGUAUGGGAGACUGAUCAACUUCGAGAAGAGGAGGAAGGAGUUCGAAGUGAUCGCCCAGAUCAAGCUGCUGCAGUCGGCUUGCAACAAUUACAGCAUCGCAGCCGAAGAGCACUUUGGGGCCUGGUUCCGGGCUAUGGAGCGGCUCAGCGAGGCUGACAGCUACUCCUUAUCGUGUGAGCUGGAGCCCCCUUCCGAGUCGGCCAGCAACACCCUCAAGGUCAAGAAGAACACGGCCAUCGUCAAGCGCUGGAGCGACCGCCAGGCCCCCAGCACGGAGCUCAGUACCGGCAGCAGCUGCCACUCCAAGUCCUGUGACCAGCUCAGGUGCGGCCCCUACCUCAGCAGCGGGGACAUUGCCGACGCACUGAGUGUCCACUCGGCCGGCUCCUCCAGCUCCGAUGUGGAGGAGAUCACCAUGAGCUUUGUCCCAGAGUCCCCUGACGGCCAGGAGAAGAAGUUCUGGGAGUGCACCUCCCAGUCGUCCCCGGAGACCUCCGGCAUCAGCUCGGCCUCCAGCAGCACCUCGUCCUCCUCAGCCUCCACCACGCCCGUGGCCACCACGCGCACCCACAAGCGCUCCGUGUCAGGGGUCUGCAGCUACAGCUCCUCCCUGCCCCUCUACAACCAGCAGGUGGGCGACUGCUGCAUCAUCCGGGUGAGCCUGGACGUGGACAACGGCAACAUGUACAAGAGCAUCCUGGUCGAGGCAGCAGGGCUCGGUCUGCACUCUCCACCACUGCAGCCUCCAGCCAGUGGAGGCCUGGCACAUAGGCGGCCACUGGGCAUCCAGCCAGCUGCUCCUCUCUCACCUCCAGGGCUGGGACUAGAUGCCGUCUGUACCCAGGUGACCAGCCAGGACAAGGCUCCAGCUGUCAUCCGCAAAGCCAUGGACAAACACAACCUGGAUGAGGAUGAGCCAGAGGACUACGAGCUGGUGCAGGUUAUUUCGGACGAUCGAAGAUUUCCAGCAACUCUAGGAUUUUCUGCAACUCUUCACACAAUUGAUUUCACCCAGAAACUCACUAGAAGGCGUCCUGCCUCUCUCUGUCCGGCAUGUGGUGGCCACUCAUCUGGGCUGGCGUCUGAUGAAUCCCGGCAAGGGAGAGAAGUACCGCGUUGCAGCACUGUCCAGGCCCAGAGGAGGCUCCUGAGAGCAGACCCAGCAGGUAGAAACACUUACAGAAGUCACGUGCGUGCAGAGCAGGGAUACAUUGCAUCCUUGGGCUCCAUCGGCCGAGAGCAGGGCUAGUGACCAGGAGAGCCCACGCCGCAGCGAGGGGCUGUCUCCUUCCGUCCUUUACACCCGACCAGGCCAGGAAGCCCAGAGCCGCCAAGGUGGUCACAGGCCAGCCCGGGGUGACCCCUGCUCCUCGGGGGGCCAGGUUUGCCCCCUGUUCAGCUCUGCUGCGUGGGGCUGCAGGACUCGCUGCCCGGGCUCAGCCUUCCAUCUGUUGCUGGAGAGGGAGGGUGGCCGGCUGACCCCCGGUGCUACUGCACCCACUCCCCCCACCCCCCGCCCCCAGGCUGAGCUGCUCAGGACUCCGGAAUCUCUGAUCCCUCACCCCCACCCCACAGUGACUGAAGAAUGGAGGGGAGCGGGGAGAGGAAGCCCCAGCAUUGUUGCAAGCACUGGCUGUGGAGUGUCUGGGUUUGAAUCUUGCUCUGAUGACCUUGGGCAUGUGCCUGGGCUAGACUCCCAGAGGUGGAGAUGACCCCGACUCUGACCUCUGCCUCCUCCCCCCCCGACUCUGCCAGAGACAUCGGGCGCUGCCCAACGCCCAGUUCUCUUGCACCCUUUGCUUCUGAUCCUUCCAGUGCAAUGCUUUACCCUCUCACUGACUCGCCUCCAGCUGGAGGCAGACUGUAGUUAGAACACAGAGGCCCCUGCCCGCACCCCACAGGACCUGGCCGUGGCUGGGCUCCACUGGUCCAGAGGCGGCCACCGCCUGCAGAGCCCCGCCCCUCGGAGCCAGCAGCCUUGUGUGGAGGGAUCCACGCCAGAAUCCUAGCCCUGGCCCUGACGCUUCACUUCUUUGAACCUGUUUCCUCCUCUCCAAACUGAGGAUGGUCCUGU
Molecule: messenger RNA, 3647 nt
Organism: Aethalodelphis obliquidens (Pacific white-sided dolphin)
Lineage: Eukaryota; Metazoa; Chordata; Mammalia; Artiodactyla; Delphinidae
Product: ral guanine nucleotide dissociation stimulator
Exons: 20
Coding region: 684-2822 (712 amino acids)
Biological process (GO): Ras protein signal transduction
Cellular component (GO): plasma membrane
Molecular function (GO): guanyl-nucleotide exchange factor activity
Source: RefSeq, a predicted model, not a curated record